GGGGCUGCAAGAACAUCCAACUGAUUUGAACAUUCAGUGAAAGCAGGAUCGUAUAUUCCUGCUGAAUAACAACAAAUAAAUAUAAAAUUUCCACAUCUGAGGUGUUCUAAGGUACUUAUAUACUUUACCUGUUUGUCUAGCAAUAGACAACUCAUGAGGCUGAUAUUGUGGAUAACCUCAUGAUUGACCAUUCAGCACUAACUUCCUUAUGCAAAGCCUGGAAAGGCAUAAACAAAAUUAUUGGUAAGAAGAAUAGACGUGUUUCAAAUGGAACCGCUUACCCGCCAAAUCUGUAUAUGUCAAAACUCUGCUGCUGAAAUUUUAAAUCCAGCUUGAAAAAAUAAUCUGGACAAAUGGGCGCACCUUUGACAAGCAUCCAGUUUCCUGUCCUCGUCAAGGCCACUAGAGAAUUAGUUGCCCUCCGGUAAAUUCAUGUAAUGUUACAAGGUCAGCUUGUCAAUAUUGCAAGGUCAACGUGGUAGUAUAGUAUCACUGUAUCCUGAGAGCAACGCAUGUGUGUGUGAUGUGGGAAAAAAAAUAAAAAAAUAAAGUAGUUAAUAAACAGUUGAGAGGCGGGCCGAAAGAGCAAAGCUCAACCCCCGCAAACACAACUAUGUGAACACGGGAGGUCGGGUUGUAAGGUGGGGGGGGGCGUAGUGCCUCUCCCGUCGCCAUGGUAACGUUUGUAAACAACCUGAGCCAGCUGACCAGAGCACAGGAUCAUCCACAGUUUAUCGAGGGCUCUAUAUUGUCACUAAUGGGGCGUGCAGCUUGUUUUGGUCUUGGACUCAAUACCUAUCAACCUCUGCAGAAUUAGUAAGGCACUUAACAUAUUAAGUGCUGUGAGUGAUACAACCUAAACUGAUCAGAAGCAUAUCUGAAGAGUUAAAGAAUUUCCCGAACGCAACUGUCACCAUCAAUAAAUGGUGUCAGCUGGAGGCCUAGACGUCAGUGGCAGGUUUAGGUGUCAGUGACAGGCCUAGUUGUCAGCAAGGAGGCCUAGGUGUCAGGAACGAGGCCUAGUUGUCAGGAAGGAGGCCUAGUUGUCAGGAAGGAAGCCUAGGUGUCAGCAAGGAGGCCUAGGUGUCAGCAAAGAGGCCUAAGGUGUCAGCAAGGAGGCCUAGGUGUCAGCAAGGAGGCCUAAGGUGUCAGCAAGGAGGCCUAGGUGUCAACAAAGAGGCCUAGGUGUCAGCAAGGAGGCCUAAGUGUCAGCAAGGAGGCCUAAGGUGUCAGCAAGGAGGCCUAGGUGUCAACAAAGAGGUCUAAGUGUCAGCAAGGAGGCCUAAGUGUCAGCAAGGAGGCCUAGGUGUCAACAAAGAGGUCUAAGUGUCAGCAAGGAGGCCUAGGUGUCAACAAAGAGGUCUAAGUGUCAGCAAGGAGGCCUAGGUGUCAACAAAGAGGUCUAAGUGUCAGCAAGGAGGCCUAGGUGUCAGCAAGGAGGCCUAAGUGUCAGCAAGGAGGCCUAAGGUGUCAGCAAGGAGGCCUAGGUGUCAGCAAAGAGGUCUAAGUGUCAGCAAGGAGGCCUAGGUGUCAGCAAGGAGGCCUAAGUGUCAGCAAGGAGGCCUAAGUGUCAGCAAGGAGGCCUAAGUGUCAGCAAGGAAGCGUAGGUGUCAGCAAGGAGGCCUAGGUGUCAACAAAGAGGUCUAAGUGUCAGCAAGGAGGCCUAGGUGUCAGCAAGGAGGCCUAGGUGUCAGCAAGGAGGCCUAAGGUGUCAGCAAGGAGGCCUAGGUGUCAGCAAAGAGGUCUAAGUGUCAGCAAGGAGGCCUAGGUGUCAGCAAGGAGGCCUAAGUGUCAGCAAGGAGGCCUAAGUGUCAGCAAGGAGGCCUAAGUGUCAGCAAGGAGGCCUAAGUGUCAGCAAGGAGGCCUAAGGUGUCAGCAAGGAGGCCUAGGUGUCAGCAAAGAGGUCUAAGUGUCAGCAAGGAGGCCUAGGUGUCAGCAAGGAGGCCUAAGUGUCAGCAAGGAGGCCUAAGUGUCAGCAAGGAGGCCUAAGUGUCAGCAAGGAAGCGUAGGUGUCAGCAAGGAGGCCUAGGUGUCAACAAAGAGGUCUAAGUGUCAGCAAGGAGGCCUAGGUGUCAGCAAGGAGGCCUAGGUGUCAGCAAGGAGGCCUAAGGUGUCAGCAAGGAGGCCUAGGUGUCAGCAAAGAGGUCUAAGUGUCAGCAAGGAGGCCUAGGUGUCAGCAAGGAGGCCUAAGUGUCAGCAAGGAGGCCUAAGUGUCAGCAAGGAGGCCUAAGUGUCAGCAAGGAGGCCUAAGUGUCAGCAAGGAGGCCUAAGGUGUCAGCAAGGAGGCCUAGGUGUCAGCAAAGAGGUCUAAGUGUCAGCAAGGAGGCCUAGGUGUCAGCAAGGAGGCCUAAGUGUCAGCAAGGAGGCCUAAGUGUCAGCAAGGAGGCCUAAGUGUCAGCAAGGAAGCGUAGGUGUCAGCAAGGAGGCCUAGGUGUCAACAAAGAGGUCUAAGUGUCAGCAAGGAGGCCUAGGUGUCAGCAAGGAGGCCUAGGUGUCAGCAAGGAGGCCUAAGGUGUCAGCAAGGAGGCCUAGGUGUCAGCAAGGAGGCCUAGGUGUCAGCAAGGAGGCCUAAGUGUCAGCAAGGAGGCCUAAGUGUCAGCAACGAGGCCUAGGUGUCAGCAAGGAGGCCUAGGUGUCAGCAAGGAGGCCUAAGUGUCAACAAGGAGGCCUAAGUGUCAGCAACGAGGCCUAGGUGUCAGCAAGGAGGCCUAGGUGUCAGCAAGGAGGCCUAAGUGUCAGCAAGGAGGCCUAGGUGUCAGCAAGGAGGCCUAGGUGUCAGCAAGGAGGCCUAGGUGUCAGCAAGGAGGCCUAGGUGUCAGCAAGGAGGCCUAGGUGUCAGCAAAGAGGCCUAGGUGUCAGCAAGGAGGCCUAGGUGUCAGCAAGGAGGCCUAGGUGUCAGCAAGGAGGCCUAAGGUGUCAGCAAGGAGGCCUAGGUGUCAGCAAGGAGGCCUAGGUGUCAGCAAGGAGGCCUAGGUGUCAGCAAGGAGGCCUAAGUAUCAGCAAGGAGGCCUAGGUGUCAGCAAGGAGGCCUAGGUGUCAGCAAGGAGGCCUAGGUGUCAGCAAGGAGGCCUAGGUGUCAGCAAGGAGGCCUAGGUGUCAGCAAGGAGGCCUAAGGUGUCAGCAAGGAGGCCUAGGUGUCAGCAAGGAGGCCUAGGUGUCAGCAAGGAGGCCUAAGUAUCAGCAAGGAGGCCUAGGUGUCAGCAAGGAGGCCUAGGUGUCAGCAAGGAGGCCUAAGUGUCAGCAAGGAGGCCUAGGUGUCAGCAGAAGAGAGGGAGGUCUCAAGAAUGGCAUCAAGAAGGCCAUCUCUGGCCCCACCAGGUAGGGAGAGUGUCCCUUCCAGCACGGAUGGUCGCCGGCGCUCCAGUCUCCGCCUCUCUCACUCCCAGUUGGAGAACUCUGACGACGAGCAGCAGGUGGAGGAAGCUGAGGAUGAACUGGAGGAGGAAGAGGACGAGGAGGAGGAAGAGGACAUCUACCAGCUGGACCUGCAGUCCGCCGAGCUCUCUUCUGACUACUGGCAGAUACAGAAGAUGGUAAAGUAUCUGAAGGUGGGGAAUGCUACAUGUACCACUAUCGCCCUGGUGGGCCUUAAGGACUGUGGUCUGCAUCAAGAGGUGUGUCAGGUGGCCCUUAAGGUGGUGGGCGGCUUGGAGGUGCUCCUCAACAUCCUCCGCACCAGUAAUCUCCGCUGUAACGUGGGGGCGUUGCAGGUGCUGGAGGGCGCCUGCAGUUACAUGAGCACCCGAGCCGCCGUCUACAAGCUUGGAGGACUACAGGUGCUGCAGGGGCUAGUGGGCCACUGUCAGGUGGAGGUGCGCGGCCUGGCGGCCUCCGUGCUGGCCCAGGUGUGCGCUCUGUCUGCGGCCCGGAGCACGCUCAUCAGAGACGGCGGGGUGGCGACACUGGUGUCUCUCCUGCGGGUGGAGGUCAGUGCACUGAACACAGAUACGGAGCUUGCGAUUGCUGUGGAAGGGGCGGCGAGGGCGUUGUGGGCGUGCAGCGUAUCAAGGAAUGGGCGGGCGGCUCUCCUGCGGGCGGGGGGUCUGGAGUUAGUGGGCGGCUUACUCGCAGUGUCGCGGCCAACUCUCCUGGUGCCCGUUGUGGGAGUCAUUCAUCAGUGUAUCGCAGAGGCUGUGUUCCGGGAGCGAGUCGAGGCCGCUGGCUACACCUCCGCUCUCGUCAAGCUUCUCCACUCUCCCUCACCUCAGCUCCAAGUUCUCGCUACUAAGGCACUCGCCAGGUGCUCGGUGCUGGAGGCGACGAGCGCUCGGCUGGUCCGGGAGGGCGGGCUGGAAGUCUUGGUCAAUCUCCUCAACAGGGAAGCGCAGCCCUACGUUGACGCCCUCGUAGAGAAGGACCCAACCUUCGCCAAGGACGCCGGCCUGCUGGGGGAGACGCCAGGGGUGCCUCGCUCCAGGAAGCAAUCGAUGAUGCCUGAUGGAGGUGGCAGCAUGGCUGGUGUGGGGCAGGCGUCUGGGACCACCAACGGCGACGGGGCAGGAGGCGCUGAGGGUGAUGGUGUUGGACGCCCAGAUGCUCACCACCCUUCAGCUGGUGGAGGUCAGAAGGUGGGUGACAGCGAACUGCUGGAGGCAGUAUCAGAGGCAAUCUGGCACGUCUCCCUUCUCCCAGAGCACGUCGCUGCUGUUAAGGACCUCAACGCCGUGCCCGUCUUGGUGGCUCUUCUCCACCACAACGACGAGAAGGUGCUGACGAACGUGGUGGGGGCGCUGGGAGAAGUGGCAGGCGACCCUGACUGCUGCCUGACGUUGCUAGGGGGCGGAGGAGUUACGACGCUCAUCCAACUGCUGCGGCGCACCUCUGACAAGCUCCUGCUCAACGUCACACGCGCCCUGGGCUCCUGCGCUGCCGAAGAUGAAGCCCUGACAGCCCUCCUGCAGCAGGACGGGCUGCGUCUCCUGUGGUCCCACCUCAAGAACCCCAACUGUCGCGUCCAGGCCUCGGCCGCCAACGCUAUCUGCACCUGCCUCCAGCAAGAAUCGGAGGGGCUGGCGGAGGUGGUGAGGAGUCUGGUGGGGGGCAUCGAGCUGCUGGUGUCGCUGCUGGAGAGUGAGAGCGAGUCGGUGCUCUCGUCAGUGUGCGCCGCCAUCGCCAGGAUAGCGCGUGACCCUCAGAACCUGGCCAUCAUGACGGACUAUGGCGCUGUAACCUCCCUCUCCAGGUUGGCUGUCAGGGAGAACAACAGCUUGAGACCUUACUUGGCGGAGGCCAUCGCUGCUUGCUGCGUCUCCAGAGAGACUGGUCUCCUCUUUGGCCAGGCAGGGGCAGUAGCGCCGCUUGUCCAGUACCUGGAGACCGACGACAGCACCAUCAGGAGGCCCACCUGCCGGGCCCUACACCGCCUCUCCCUCGAGCCUGAGAACUGUGUUACUUUACACCAGAGUGGUGCAGUGCCGGUCAGUACCCCUGUGGUCUCCUGUGGCCGGGGUGUGUGGGUGGAGGUCAACCUUAUGACCAGGGGGUGUGUGGGUGGAGGUCAACCUUAUGACCAGGGGGUGUGUGUGGAGGUCAACCUUAUGACCGGGGGGUGUGUGGGUGGGGGUCAACCUUAUGACCGGGGGUGUCGGUUCCCACAGUGCUCGCCCGCAGCGCCCGGGUCUCCUCCUCCCCCACCCUGA
Messenger RNA from Procambarus clarkii (red swamp crayfish), 5639 nucleotides. The record is from RefSeq and is a predicted model, not a curated record. Lineage: Eukaryota; Metazoa; Arthropoda; Malacostraca; Decapoda; Cambaridae.